Messenger RNA from Nymphaea colorata (pocket water lily), 3717 nucleotides. Its product is annotated as peroxidase 31. Gene Ontology annotation, biological process: response to oxidative stress; hydrogen peroxide catabolic process. Bases 594 to 1571 code for a protein of 325 amino acids. The record is from RefSeq and is a predicted model, not a curated record. NCBI's taxonomy places the organism in Eukaryota, Viridiplantae, Streptophyta, Magnoliopsida, Nymphaeales, Nymphaeaceae. Gene Ontology annotation, molecular function: peroxidase activity; heme binding. The transcript has 2 exons.
GGAUGGCAAGGGCACAAGCCAUGUGCCCCACCACAAUUGGGAUGGGGAAAGUACUCGAGAAGAAAACACUCUCAGCUUGGUAGCAGUCGACCUGGAGCGUUUCACGGACCAAAUCCUACGAUCCUCUCACCUUUUCUUUUUCCUUUCUCUCUCUAGAAACCCCAUUGGGCCUUUCUGUCUUCCUCCCUGCUCUGUUUCCUCGCUCUCUUUCACCAUUUUCUUACACGUCCUUCUGAAGAUAGUGUCGUCUGACUCGUCUCUCUCUAAGGUUCCUUUUCUCUAUUUUUACCAGUUUCACAUCUAUCUAAGAGAGAGUACUUUCUUUCUUCCCUCCCAACUGUGUUUCUCUCUCGACCAUUUUUUAUAGAGGUCUCUCUCUCUCAUUCUCUCUCUUCUAGUAGUACUGCAGUUUCUCUUUCUACUGCAUUGUGUUUCUACUACAUUCGCGUCUCUUGUACGAAGGGGAGAGAGAGAGAGGCUCCACUGGCAGUAGGCUAGCAGGACUACAACUGAGAACCCAAAAAGAGAGGGAAAAAGUUGGCUCUCUUCCCUCUCAAGAAGAGAAGAAGAAGAAGAAAAAGAAAAAAGAGGCCAUGGAUGUGCCCUCCCUCCUCCUGCUCUUCCUCCUCUCACUCUCCUCCCUCUCUGCUGACGGCAUGCUCACAAGCAACUACUACCAGAAGAGCUGCCCACGCGUAGAGGAGAUCAUCCGGAAUGUUGUCAUUCAGAAGCAGAUCACCAAUCCCACCACCGCCGGAGGCACCCUUCGCCUCUUCUUCCACGAUUGCUUCGUCCAGGGCUGCGACGCGUCCAUCCUCAUCACAUCCACCCCUUUCAACAAGGCCGAGCGCGACGCGGACAUCAACCUCUCUCUCCCCGGAGAUGGCUUCGACGCCAUCGUCCGGUCCAAGAUGGAGCUGGAGCUUACUUGCCCCGGCGUCGUCUCUUGCGCUGAUAUUCUCACCAUUGCCACCCGCGAUCUUGUCAGAUUGGUUGGAGGGCCUUACUACACGGUAAAGCUAGGCAGGAAGGAUGGCCUUAUUUCUCAAGCUUCUCGGGUACCUGGCAAUCUGCCUCUUCCAACAAUGCCGGUUACAGAGCUGGCGUCUCUCUUUUCGUCGAAGGGAUUUUCCAUUGGAGAAAUGACAGCGCUUGUUGGUGCCCACACCAUUGGCUUUUCCCAUUGCAAAGAAUUUGUUAAGAGGUUGUACAACUUCAGCCAUGGCUCAACUGUUGAUCCCUCAAUGAACCCACAGUAUGCCCAAGGACUACAGAAGGCAUGCGCAAAUUACAUCAAGAAUCCUACUAUAUCUGCGUUUAACGAUAUAAUGACCCCCAACAAGUUCGACAAUGAGUUCUACCAAAACCUUCCUAAGGGCCUCGGCUUGCUGGCUUCUGAUCAGGCGCUCUACUCGGACCCUCGAACCAGAGGAUUCGUGCGUUUAUUCGCUUCAAAUCAAACCGCGUUCUUCGAUGCCUUUGUUAAAGCAAUUGAUAAACUGAGCAUGGUGGAAGUAAAGGUUGGGAGGCAGGGAGAAAUCCGAAGAAGAUGCGAUGAAUUCAAUUCAUGAACAUGCUAUGGGCAUGACGAAAACAGGAGAUAUGGACGCUGGCUUGCGAUGGUACUAACUUUUUCAAAGGAAGAUUUAGUUAGUAGAUCUGUUUCUGUAUGGAUUGCCUUCUUCUCUCCACCUAAUGGCCAUCAGUGGUGGCGUAAGCCUGUGAUAGAGUGACAUAUACCCUGCCAUUGUUGCCUCUCCAUUCUUUUCCGAAGUCAUUUUUGGUUCUGCUAGCUGCUCAUUCGAUUCAUCUACUAUAUGUUCUUGAUGGGUGUUUCCUGGGUCCUUAGUGUUAUAUUUAAGAACUUUGAUGGUUUAGAUCGGGGCUCAAAUAUGUAAUAAAAGCAUGGCGGUUCACACAUUGCUGCUUCUGAUCUGUUACUUCAAAUUCUGUUGGUUCUGUUUCUGGUGGCUCCCAUCUCUCUCUUUCUCUUUCUCUUUCUCUUCCUUUCAAUUCAGCUGCUGUGGCUUCUAUUAAGAGUGUCGGUGGCGGUGCCUGCAUUGAGUACUUUGUGAUGCUUCUUGCUUAUGUGAAACCCGUUCACGCCUCCUCGCAUGUUAUCAGCCAGAAGGUCUUUUGUUUCUUAUCUGGCUGUAGUAGCACUUUUCCUUUUUCACUGUACCUAUUUUGCCUUCUUGUCGUAACCUACCUUGUUUUCGUCACCAUUCCUCAAAGGCUCAAAGUCCCCAUGAAUUUGCCUCUGCAUGCGGCAUGUCAGAUUUAACCAAAGGUUUGGGAGAAUGCAGUAUCAUGGGUGGGUCUAUUGGGGAUGUCACCUGUCGUCCUGUGGAAGAUUCAGUGGUGGAAUUAGGGAUCAUGGUUUCACUGGAUGGUGAAAAGCACCGAAUUCAUAUUCUGGUAUCGAGCUUGAAGAUGACGCUGGUGACAUUACAAUGGACGAAAGUUGCAUGUUUCACCAGAGGUUAUGGCUGUUCAAGCAUGAUCUACAACUUCGUUCUUUAUAGUCAUCGAUGUUUUCUCUGCUGUUUACGGUUGCUAGAUUGGUUUAUUUCUUAAUCGUAACCCUGUCGAAGGGGCGUCGCAGUCCGUGGUUUGGAGAACCCCUGAAGUAAUGGGAAGAACCCUAAUAGCCAACAGAUGGAAGCCAGGAAUACCAUUAAGGCUUGUCAAUUCCCAUAGGGUUCUUGUCUGGAUUCAGUUUCCGGACCUCCUUGUGGAGCUGCGGAAUCAAGAUGUUUUCUCGAGUGUGGCGGCUGGUUUGGUUCUUUAGUGGGUGUCAAUCCUUUCGGAAACGCUCAUGAAGGAACGAGAAACUCUAGGCUUGCAGUUGAAACUCCACUUCAUUUGAAACCUACAAACUCAUCCUUGUUACAGAGGGUCAAUGUGAACAAUUCAGAAACCUUACACCUGUCAGCUACAGUGUCAAGUUUACAAUUCAGAAGAUUAGCACCUACGAAAUUGAACUGACAACCGAACUUCACCGGCCCAUCAAUUCUCUGCUGACAGGUGGAGAGAAGUCAAGAUGGUGAAGCUCCCAAUCAGAUCAUUCCACAAAGUGAUGCCUUUAGAGGAGUUCAAGGGCCGAGGGAUGGUAACCAAUUCUUUGUAGGGAGUUCAGGAAGAAAGGGAUGAGGAUCACGGAGUGGUCGAGGAAGUGAACCCUCGAGCUAAAGGAUGGAUAUUGUGGAUGAGAUGGUUCAGGAUAAUCGUUUGGAGAGUGUGAAGUUUUGUGCAAUGGAAAUAGUUAUGAUAUCUAAGCCGAAUUCCCUGUUGCAGAAGGCAACAUGUGAAAGAACUGAACCCUUUCUUAGUAGGCGCUGAGUUCCCUCGGUGUUUGCUUUUCUUGUGCAGGACGAGUGACGGGGGGCUAAGUGCUGGAGAACUGUCAAAGAAGGUAAUGUCUGAAAAUGGCCACAGGGCAUGGCAUACCUACAGAAGGAAAACGCUUUGGUUCUUAGUUGCCAACCCUGAGAAAGAUUUCAGUUGAGAAUAUGCACCUACAAGGGAGUGAGGUCGUUUCUGUUUGCACUGAUUGAUAAUCCAGCAAUCUGCAUUGCUUUCCAUGGAUUGAUGAAGAUGGCCUUCCAUGAAGCGAUAAGGCUGCUAUCAUUGGGCUUGAUAGAUCCCAUGAUACUCAAAUUCAUUACUGUAGCUAACAUGAAUUGGAAUGUGCAUUUUUUUUUUCUAUGUGCUUCA